Molecule: messenger RNA, 4977 nt
Organism: Nematostella vectensis (starlet sea anemone)
Lineage: Eukaryota; Metazoa; Cnidaria; Anthozoa; Actiniaria; Edwardsiidae
Product: coiled-coil domain-containing protein 78
Exons: 22
Coding region: 246-3041 (931 amino acids)
Biological process (GO): microtubule-based movement
Cellular component (GO): cytoplasm
Molecular function (GO): microtubule motor activity; microtubule binding; ATP binding
Source: RefSeq, a predicted model, not a curated record
GGCAACCCGCCUUAGUUAGAAAACAAGUUCUUGUUGGUUGCUACUUCGUGUGGGGGAAAAGUUAGAAAAGUUUCUAGUUUUUAUUCCUUCACAUAUUCGCGAUAAUCAAUGAUUUCCGCAAAACGGAACCUUAAUACGGAAAUUUAGUUGUCUGAAUUUCCCGUGCAUUGAGUUUUUGCUUGAGAUUUGCGCAUAUAUUCAGUCUGGAAGUGAUGAAAUUCGCGGCGUUUGCAAACUGACAGAAGAUGAACGUUGAAGUUGUUGCUCGAAUUCGACCUCCUCGAAGAGGCGAAAUAUCCAACAUUCGCGUCUCUGGAACAAGAGUGCAAUCCUCGCGUGGUACUGGACAUAUCUUUAAUUCAGUUUACUCACAGAAAUCUCUGACUUAUGAUGUAUACAAGGAUUGUUGCGAGCCCCUGGUCGAACUCUUGUGUGCAGGGUACAACACUAGUCUGCUAUUGCUUGGGGAAACAGGUUCAGGAAAGUCAUUCAGCUUGGCAGGAGAUAAGACUGCUAAAGCUGGACUUAUACCAUUGCUUAUUAAUGGAGUUUUUAUGAAGGUUAGAGAUCAAGCGAGGGAGCAGAACAGAACUCAUUUAACAGCGACCAGUUCUUCUCAGGUCGUAGUACAAUGCUGUGAAUUUUAUAAUGAGCAAGUGACCGACUUGCUCCUUUCUCCUACUGAAGCCCAAAGGGUGGAGAUAGCUGAAAGUGCUACAAGUGGUGUGUAUCUCAAGAAUGCAACCAAGCGGAGAGUUGCUGAUGCAGCAGAGUGUACAGCAGUUUUCAGAGAAGCGUGGGCUGCAAGGGCUCACUCAUACACUGAUUAUGGCCAGUCAGAUUCUAGAACUACAUUUCUAUUUACUCUUGAUCUAAGCAUGUCCCUUAGAGAUAACUCUGCUCCAUUCACAUCAAGACUGUCAGUGAUUGAACUCCCUGGAGCAGAAAAACUUGCUGAGGACCCUACACAGCUGAGAAUGCGUGAAGGAGUCUCGCUCAACAAGUCUGUUUUAGCAUUUGGCCAGCUAGUGGCGACUUUAGCUUCUACUCAUGAUGCAGCCAGAAACAUUAAUUACAAUGAGUCUAUACUGACGUCCCUUCUGCAUGAUACCUUGGGCGGCAACUGCAAGACAAAGGUCUUAGUGACUUUGAAGUCCAUGGAUAGCUCUGUAUUGAAUACCGUGUUGAUGAUUGCUGGUCAGCUAGCACAGGUUGUAAACUACCCCAUCAUCAAUGACUCUCUUGCAAUGGGUCUCAUAACUUACUACAGAAGAAUAAUACACCAAUUGAAGGAGGAGCUGAAGUCAGGUGGUUUUAAAUCUGGCGGCAGCAGCUCGAAUUUCCAGGAGCUAAAGGACCAGCUUGCAAGACUUGCCAAUGAAAAUGUUGAGCUUCAAGAAGGAAGAGAGCAAUUACAUCGGCGUGUGUUGGACCUUGAGGCCAAGUACACUGAAGCCACCAACUCAUGGAAACAGCUUUCAUCCAAACUUGAGAUCAGUGACGAAGAGAAACUGCAGGUGUAUAAAAACCUAGUUGACCUUCAGCUUGAAAAUAAUCGUAUCAUUGAAGAAGCAGAAGCUGACAAAUACGAGUUAACAAAUAGGAUCCUAUCUUUGGAGAAUCAAGUUCAUGAGCUGGAUGCUGAACUUGGUAAAGAAAGAAGGUCUGGUGGCCAGGCAGCACAAGCUCUGCAGCUACUUCAGCAAGACCACCAAGAUUUGCGCGAGGAGUAUAUGACCCUGAAAACAAACCACAUCAAGGUUUCCAAUGACUACCAGCGAGAGGUAACAAGAAAUGAAGAGCUUGCAGUAGAAUUGGUGAGCUUGUCCAACAUCAAGGACAGACUACAGAGAGAUAGGGAGGAUGUAGAAUUUGAGAAGAUGCAGGAGUAUUACAGCCAGUUACGUAAACUUGCCAGCAAGUUCUCACGUGGCUCUAUACAAGAGAAGAAUGACCUGUCGAAGAGUGUGGUGUCUUUGCGUUCUGAGAACCUCAAUCUGGAGAAACAGCUGAUGAUGUCGUCUAAAGACAAGGAAGGACGCUUGAAUCUGCUAAGAAAUGAGCAUCAACAGGAGCUGGAUAGACUUGAUGGCAGAAUCUCAAAGCUAAAGGUCGACCUCCAGGAGUCAAAGUCAGCUCACCGUGAGACCCAACAAAAAGUGGCAGCACAAGCAGCGGAGGUCAUUACUGCAAAGGCUGAACAGAAAAGAUUACAGGAAGAAAACAACCGUCUUGACCAACAGCUGAAAGAAAUUAGUGCGGAAUACAGCAACAGACUGCAGCAAUAUGUACACGAUAUAUCGGUCUAUUGUGGUCAAAGUUCUGGUCAGCAAUUUUCUUUGGAGUCCCUUAAUGCCUACAUUGAUGCAAUGGUGCGCAAGAUUCGGGAUGCUCAAGAACAGCGGGUUGUCCAACUUGAGGGGCGUGUCCGAGAACUAAAGGGUUCCAUCACUGACCUUCUUAACAAACAUCAGCAAGUUCUCUCUGCCUACAGCGUGCUGCGCUUUACUGCACUGGGAAGUGAGCAGGACAGGGCAAGACUUCUUUCUUCAGAUGAAUAUGAUGCUUUUCUUCCAUCUGGUGAGGAACUACAAACAGCGCAGGCUAGAGAAAUCGGCAUUCUGACACGCAAGCUUCAUGAGUAUGAAAACACCAUCACAGAAUUGCGCAGAAAGCCUGUCAAGGAUGAAAACAGCCUUAAGCUAGCUCAAGAGCUUACUCAACACAAGCAAGAGUAUCACCAUGACAAGGGGCCGACAAUUGCAUCAGUUGAGAUGGGCUGGGGCUCUCUGCGAAAACAGUUACGCGAGUUUACUCUCAACACUCAGCAAGAUUUGGAGACAGAGCGAGCUGCUUUACUAACACGCUGCACAAUGGCGGAGGAAGAAGUUUGUUAUCUCAAAGACUACAUCACCACACAGCUAAAAAGAUACCAGCAAGAGAUAGUGAGGUUACGUAAGUUACUCAAUGAAUGUGGAAUAGAGGCAGAUGGUAUGUUACCAGUAAAUGGAAAUCGUGGACACCCACCUUGGGCACCUUGAGAGUUGACGCCAUGGACACCCACCUUUGGCAUCUUGACAAUGGACACCCACCUUGGGUGCCAUGGACACCCACCUUGGGCACCUUGAUAGUGGACACCCACCUGGGCAUCUUGACAAUGGACACCCACCUUGGGUGCCAUGGACACCCACCUUGGGCACCUUGAUAGUGGACACCCACCUUGGGCACCUUGAUAGUGGACACCCACCUUGGACACCUUGACAGUGGACACCCACCUUGGGCACCUUGACAGUGGACACCCACCUUGGACACCUUGACAGUGGACACCCACCUUGGGCACCUUGACAAUGGACACCCACCUUGGGCACCUUGACAGUGGACACCCACCUUGGACACCUUGACAGUGGACACCCACCUUGGGCACCUUGAUAGUGGACACCCACCUUGGACACCUUGACAGUGGACACCCACCUUGGACACCUUGACAGUGGACACCCACCUUGGGCACCUUGACAAUGGACACCCACCUUGGGCACCUUGAUAGUGGACACCCACCUUGGGCACCUUGACAGUGGACACCCACCUUGGGCGCCUUGACAGUGGACACCCACCUUGGGCACCUUGAUAGUGGACGCCCACCUUGGGCACCUUGAUAGUGGACGCCCACCUUGGGCACCUUGAUAGUGGACGCCCACCUUGGGCACCUUGAUAGUGGACACCCACCUUGGGCACCUUGAUAGUGGACACCCACCUUGGACACCUUGACAGUGGACACCCACCUUGGGCACCUUGAUAGUGGACACCCACCUUGGGCACCUUGAUAGUGGACACCCACCUUGGGCACCUUGAUAGUGGACACCCACCUUGGGCACCUUGAUAGUGGACACCCACCUUGGGCACCUUGAUAGUGGACAUGCACCUUGGGCACCUUGAUAGUGGACACCCACCUUGGGCACCUUGACAGUGGACAUGCACCUUGGGCACCUUGAUAGUGGACACCCACCUUGGGCACCUUGAUAGUGGACACCCACCUUGGGCACCUUGAUAGUGGACACCCACCUUGGGCACCUUGAUAGUGGACACCCACCUUGGGCACCUUGAUAGUGGACGCCCACCUUGGGCACCUUGAUAGUGGACACCCACCUUGGGCACCUUGAUAGUGGACACCCACCUUGGGCACCUUGAUAGUGGACAUGCACCUUGGGCACCUUGAUAGUGGACACCCACCUUGGGCACCUUGAUAGUGGACACCCACCUUGGGCACCUUGACAGUGGACACGCACCUUGGGCACCUUGACAGUGGACACCCACCUUGGACACCUUGAUAGUGGACACCCACCUUGGGCACCUUGAUAGUGGACACCCACCUUGGGCACCUUGAUAGUGGACACCCACCUUGGGCACCUUGACAGUGGACACCCACCUUGGACACCCUUGAUAGUGGACACCCACCUUGGGCACCUUGAGAGUUGACGCCAUGGACACCUUGACAAUGGACACCAACCUUGGGUGCCAUGGACACCCACCUUGGGCGCCUUGACAGUGGACACCCACCUUGGGCGCCUUGACAGUGGACACCCACCUUAGGCACCUUGACAGUGGACACCCACCUUGGGCGCCUUGACAGUGGACACCCACCUUGGGCACCUUGAUAGUGGACACCCACCUUGGGCACCUUGAUAGUGGACACCCACCUUAAGCAGGUUGGACAACAUGGACACCCACUUGAUGAUUGACAUCAUGGACACCCACCUUGGGCCUUGACAACACCUACCAAAAAAAGAAAAAAAUUAUUUAGAGAGAAAUGGCUGGCCCCAAACUGUAAAUUUUUAGAUAAAAUAAACAAAACAUAAAAUGUUUUGAGCUUAAUUGCCAAGGUAUUUUCUCCAAAAAAUACCUGUACAUAUUUCUAAAAGGAAUUAUUUCUUGCAAAUUAAAAUGUAGAUCAUAAGUGAGUAAAAUUGAUAAAAAAAUGUU